Asparagus officinalis (garden asparagus) is the source of this 3115-nucleotide messenger RNA. Its product is annotated as sucrose synthase 2-like. Gene Ontology annotation, biological process: sucrose metabolic process. The transcript has 16 exons. The coding region runs from base 398 to 2848 and encodes 816 amino acids. The record is from RefSeq and is a predicted model, not a curated record. NCBI's taxonomy places the organism in Eukaryota, Viridiplantae, Streptophyta, Magnoliopsida, Asparagales, Asparagaceae. Gene Ontology annotation, molecular function: sucrose synthase activity.
AGGGGAAGCUUUAAAAGGAAAAAAAAAAAACAAAACUUCUUAAUCUCCUUCAAAAACCCCCACCGAGAUGGAUUAAUAUUCAGAAAUAAAAUAACGAAAGAGAUGGGCAGUAAAAAAAAACCAGGAGCCAUGGCAGUAGGUGGUUUCAGUGAAACAGAGGAGGGUCUCCCUCUCAAAGGGCUAUUUAAAGGGGCCUCUUCUUCCUUCAUUUCUCAUUACAUUCAUCCAUUGCUUCUUUUCUUCUUCUAUUUCCUGCAUUGUUUCGUUUACUCUGUUUCCUUGAUCUCUUCUCCUUUCUUUCUUUCUUUGAUCUUUGAUCAGUUUCGGUUUCUGUGUUUUGGUGAUUCUUGAGGAAAAUCAGGUGCCUUAAAAAGGCUCAAAAGUUUGAAAAGAAGCCAUGGCCGAUCUUGCUUUGAAUCGCCUCCACAGCGUGAGGGAGCGCGUUAGUGAUGGCCUCUCAGCUCACACCAAUGUGUUGGUUGCCCUCUUCUCCAGGCUUGUGAACCAAGGGAAGGGGAUGCUUCAACCCCAUCAAUUGUUAGCCGAAUACGAAACCCUGAUAUCUGAAGACGAGAGGAAAAAGCUGAAAGAUGAGGCGUUUGAAGAUGUUAUCAAAGCAGCACAGGAAGGGAUAGUAAUUCCUCCAUGGGUUGCUCUUGCCAUUAGACCGAGGCCUGGAGUCUGGGAAUAUGUUCGGUUGAACAUAAAUGAACUAAAAGUAGAGGAACUUACAGUACCUGAAUACUUACAGUUUAAAGAACAACUUGUUGAAGAGAACACUGAAAAUAAUAACUUUGUGUUGGAAUUGGACUUUGAACCCUUCAAUGCUUCAUUUCCUCGUCCCUCGUUGUCAAAGUCCAUCGGUAAUGGAGUGCAGUUCCUUAACCGUCACCUCUCUGCAAAAUUGUUCCAUGAUAAAGAAAGCAUGUAUCCAUUGCUUAACUUUCUUAGGCAACACCACUAUAACGGAACAACGAUGAUGCUAAACGAUAGAGUACAAAGCCUUGGUGCUCUCCAGGAUGCACUUAGGAAAGCAGAGAAGUAUCUAUUAAGCAUUCCACAAGACACGCCAUAUUCUGAUUUCAAUUACAGAUUUCAAGAACUUGGCUUAGAGAAAGGUUGGGGUGACACUGCUCAGCGUACACAUGAUACAAUUCAUCUGCUUCUCGAUCUCCUCGAAGCCCCUGAUCCUUGUACCUUAGAGAAUUUUCUUAGCACAAUACCAAUGGUCUUUAAUGUUGUUAUCCUCUCUCCUCAUGGAUAUUUUGCUCAAGCUAAUGUUUUGGGAUACCCUGAUACUGGUGGACAGGUUGUCUACAUUUUGGACCAAGUCCGUGCCUUGGAAAACGAAAUGCUUCUUAGAAUAAAGCAACAGGGCCUCAAUAUCACUCCUAAAAUUCUAAUUGUGACUCGAUUGCUACCCGACGCUGUGGGGACCACUUGUGGCCAGCAUCUCGAGAAGGUUCUAGGAACUGAGCAUACACAUAUUCUUCGAGUUCCUUUUAGAUCAGAGAAGGGAAUUCUUCGUAAGUGGAUUUCACGAUUUGAGGUCUGGCCUUAUCUGGAGACAUAUACUGAGGAUGUUGCAAAUGAGUUGGCUCGAGAGUUGCAGGCUAUUCCAGAUUUGAUCAUUGGAAACUAUAGUGAUGGAAAUCUGGUUGCAUCUCUAUUGGCACAUAAACUAGGAGUUACUCAGUGUACUAUAGCUCAUGCUUUGGAGAAAACCAAGUAUCCAAACUCUGAUAUUUACUGGAAAAAGUUCGAAAAUCAGUACCAUUUCUCUUGCCAGUUUACGGCUGAUCUGAUUGCAAUGAAUCACACAGACUUCAUCAUCACUAGCACCUUUCAAGAGAUUGCCGGAAGUAAGGAUACUGUUGGUCAAUAUGAGUCUCAUACUGGCUUCACUCUUCCUGGAUUAUAUCGAGUUGUUCAUGGGAUCGAUGUCUUUGAUCCAAAGUUCAACAUUGUUUCUCCUGGAGCUGAUAUGUCCAUCUACUUCCCUUACUAUGAGGAGAGCAAGAGACUCACAUCUCUUCAUGCUGAAAUUGAGGAGCUCCUUUUCAGCUCAGUUGAGAAUAGUGAUCACAAGUUUGUGCUGAAGGAUAGGAACAAGCCCAUCAUCUUUUCAAUGGCAAGGUUGGACCGUGUCAAAAACAUAACGGGGUUGGUUGAGCUCUACGGUAGGAACCAACGGCUUAGGGAGCUUGUUAACCUUGUCGUGGUUGCUGGAGAUCACGGGAAAGAAUCAAAGGACAAAGAAGAGCAAGCAGAGUUGAAGAAGAUGUACAGUCUCAUAGAGGAGUACAAAUUGAAUGGUCAGAUACGUUGGAUCUCGGCUCAGAUGAAUCGGGUUAGAAACGGGGAGCUGUAUCGAUAUAUCUGUGAUACCAAAGGCGCCUUCGUGCAGCCUGCUUUCUACGAAGCAUUUGGACUAACAGUGGUUGAGUCCAUGACCUGUGGUCUGCCCACAUUCGCCACUUCUCAUGGAGGCCCUGCAGAGAUCAUUGUUCACGGUGUUUCAGGCUUCCACAUUGACCCCUACCAAGGCGAUAAAGCUGCUGAUCUCCUUGUUAGUUUCUUUGAGAAAUGCAAAGAAGAUCCAGCCCAUUGGGAGGAAAUCUCUAAAGGAGGAUUGAAGCGUAUCGAAGAGAAGUAUACAUGGAAGUUGUACUCUGAGAGACUGAUGACAUUGGCUGGUGUUUAUGGCUUUUGGAAGUAUGUUUCCAAACUUGAUAGGAGAGAGACUCGCCGAUAUAUUGAGAUGUUGUAUGCUCUCAAAUAUCGCAAUUUGGCUGGAUCAGUUCCUCUGGCUGUAGAUGGUGAGAGCACAGCAAAUGGAACCAAGUGAUGCAGGAGGAAGAAGGCUUUUCUUCUGUCAUUAUUGUAUUUGUUAUCAAAAAAUUGUGGGAGUUUGAUCUUUAUCUGAUUUAAGAUUUGAUGCUUUAUUGUUGUGAGCUUGCAUAAGGCUUCAAUGCCAAGUUUUUGUCAAAUGCAAAUUUCUUGCAUUUGCUAUGUGAGUUGAGCUAAGGAGUUGUAGUUGUUGAUUCCAGAAUACUGCAGGUUAUUUGUUCUCCUCAAGUUUGAUAAAAAAGAGUUCUUGCUUUUUGGUGAAAAA